GAUGUGAACAGGGUCUUUGUGAAAGGAGGAGAUGGAGGGAACGGGGAAGUUGCCUUCAGGAGAGAAGCUCAUGUCGAUAUGGGAGGCCCGUUUGGUGGAAACGGCGGGAACGGAGGCGACGUGAUCUUUGUAGCCGACGAAGGAGACAACACGCUGGCGCAUGUUCGUUCAUGCUUGCACAUCGUGGCGGAGUGCGGGAGGAGAGGACAGGGGAAAGGAAAAGACUCUCCCGCCGCUCCAGAUACUGAGAUUCGGGUCCCUCUGGGCACUAUCGUCAGAGAUGCGAAAACAGGAGUUCUCAUCGGCGAUCUUCGAACUCCGGGCCAAAAGCUUGUAGUUGCACGUGGCGGAUUGGGGGGAAGGGGGAAUCUAGCGAUGAGAACAGAGAGGGACAGAUGUCCAGGAUUUGCAGAGCUGGGAGAAAAAGCGACUCCAAGAUGGGUUGACUUGCAACUCAAAAUGAUCGCUGAUAUUGGGAUUGUUGGGAUGCCAAAUGCUGGCAAGUCGAGCCUCCUCGCCUCCAUCACCAACGCCAAACCGAAGAUUGCCGACUAUCCUUUCACCACCAUCGUACCCAAUCUUGGAGUCUGCCUUCCUGGAGCUGAGCGGAGGAGCAUUGUGCUUGCAGACAUUCCAGGACUGAUCGAAGGAGCUCACAAUGGUAUUGGUCUCGGUCAAGCAUUUCUUCGCCAUGUUGAGAGAUGCCGAAUUCUUCUUCAUGUCAUCGAUGGAUCGUCAGAGGACCCGAUCAAGAAUUUCAAUUGCAUUCAGAACGAACUCAAGUUGUUCAGUCCCAAACUUGCAGCAAAACCGCAGGUCAUUCUCAUCAACAAGAUGGACUUGCCGUCUGCAAGAGAAAGAUGGCCGACGCUGCAAAAGGAGUUGCAAGAACAGGCAGGGCAUAAGAGAAUCGAUGCAAUCAGCGCAGCUACCUCCACCAACAUCAUGCCCAUCAUGGUUUGCUUCUUGUACUUGCCGCCUGCAGUUUGUCACGAGCAAGAGAAGGUUCGGCUGAGGAGCAUGUUGGACAAGAUGCCUCCUGCUGAACUCGACGAGGAGCUGCAAGAGAAGACAGAGGAAGAGAUCCAAAGAGAGGAGGCGCUCAUGCGGGUGAGAGGAGUAGGAAGAGAGAGAAGGGGAGCAGGAGGGGAAUAG
Molecule: messenger RNA, 1155 nt
Organism: Guillardia theta CCMP2712
Lineage: Eukaryota; Cryptophyceae; Pyrenomonadales; Geminigeraceae
Exons: 15
Cellular component (GO): mitochondrion
Molecular function (GO): GTPase activity; magnesium ion binding; GTP binding
Source: RefSeq, a predicted model, not a curated record